This is a messenger RNA of Colossoma macropomum (tambaqui), 1551 nucleotides long. Its product is annotated as RNA-binding protein with serine-rich domain 1. Gene Ontology annotation, cellular component: cytoplasm; ASAP complex; nucleoplasm. The transcript is spliced from 7 exons. The record is from RefSeq and is a predicted model, not a curated record. Lineage: Eukaryota; Metazoa; Chordata; Actinopteri; Characiformes; Serrasalmidae. The coding region runs from base 68 to 931 and encodes 287 amino acids. Gene Ontology annotation, biological process: mRNA splicing, via spliceosome. Gene Ontology annotation, molecular function: RNA binding.
AUCUGGAUAUUAACGCAAGGGCAGAGGCGCCGACGCUUUAGCGGUGGAGAGUGUGAGCCUUGUGAAGAUGGCCCCGUCACCUACUAAACGCAGGGAGCGUUCGGAAGAUAAAGCUAGAGAGAGGGGCAAAGAAAAGGCUGGGGCAAAGGAAGGUACUGAGAAGGAGAGGGGAAGGGACAAGAAUCGUAAACGCCGCAGUAACUCUACUGGGAGCAGCAGCAGCAGAUCAAGAUCCAGUUCCAGCUCAAGCAGCAGCUCUGGUUCCAGCUCGGGUUCCUCCAGCGGCUCCAGCUCCUCUUCAGGCUCUAGCCGGUCUGGGUCCUCCAGCUCUUCUCGCUCCUCCAGCUCCUCUGGCUCCUCAGGGUCACCCAGCCCCAGCCCCAGCCGCCGGCGGCACGACAAUCGCAGACGCUCACGUUCAAAGUCCAAAUCGCAGAAAAGGGGUGACGACAAAGAACGGAAGAGGAGGAGCCCUAGCCCUAAACCUACCAAACUUCAUGUAGGAAGACUGACUAGGAAUGUCACUAAGGAUCACAUUCAAGAGAUAUUCUCUACGUAUGGCAAGAUCAAAAUGAUUGACAUGCCGUCAGACCGUUUUCAUCCAAACUUAUCGAGGGGCUAUGCCUACGUUGAGUAUGAGACUCCAGAGGAGGCGCAGAAGGCCCUAAAACACAUGGAUGGAGGUCAGAUAGACGGUCAGGAAAUCACAGCAACAGCUGUCCUGACUCCAAGGGUACGGCCUGCCCCCCGCAGACUGUCUCCUCCACGCAGGAUGCCCCCUCCUCCCCCAAUGUGGCGUCGUACUCCACCUCGCAUGAGGAGAAGGUCUCGGUCACCGCGGCGCCGCUCCCCAGUGCGGAGGCGCUCUCGUUCCAGGUCUGCGGGCCGCAGACGCCAUCGCUCACGCUCCAGCUCCAACUCCUCACGAUAAGGAGGCUGUCCCUGAGCUCUACAAAGCUUUUAGUGCAGUGUCGCAUCUUCUGUUCUUGAUGGAGACCUGGUGGACACUUCAGGCUGUAGUCUGAAUGGACAGAAACUAUUAAAUUCUGGUUUUGAUUCAUAUUCAUUAAAGCAGCAUUUUUUUCCUUUCUCAGGAUUUUGUUUGUACCUAAAUGCACCAUGCCAUCACAUUUUGUGUCCACUCUAGAGAAAGCGUGUGUAGAUUUUUCUUCUCUGUGUGUUGUGCAUACUGUAAGGCAGUGGUCACUAACCCAUUCCCGGAGAGCUGCCUUCUUGCGGAGUCUGUUUCCAUCUCCAAUCUGCCACACCUGCUCCAGCUGAUUAACUUCUUCAGAUGUCCUUGAUUGGCUGGAUCAGAUGCAUUAGUGUUGGGUAUCGGGGUACCGGUUAGAACUAAACUUUGCAGAAAAGUAGAUCUCCAGGAGGAGGGUUGGCGACCGCUGCUGUAUGAAAUUUUGACAAAACUAGGCUAUUACACACAUUUGCUUGCAUAUUUUUUACCUUUGUUUUUACGUAGUUACCAAACUGAAAACUUGACUCGUCUGUAUUUUGGAUCAAUAAUUAAAAUGCCAGUUUCUUUACAAACUGAAA